Molecule: messenger RNA, 2884 nt
Organism: Durio zibethinus
Lineage: Eukaryota; Viridiplantae; Streptophyta; Magnoliopsida; Malvales; Malvaceae
Source: RefSeq, a predicted model, not a curated record
UACACCAUUGGACACAUGCUCCCUUCCUCUCUCUGUCUUUUCCCUUUUACUAAUGCAUUUUUCUUUAUCUUUAAUUUUUCUCUUCUCUUUCUUCUCCACUCCUUUUCCUUUUGCUCCUUCAAGUUUCAACGCCCAGAUAUUAUUAUUGUAUGUAUGCAUGUAUAAACAAAAGAAAAAAUAAUAUAAAAAAUCAAUCUCUUUUUUUUUGAAGGAAAAAAAUCUUUUCAAUCCUUAUUAAUCGCAUUGAGCUGUUUACCAUUUUUAAUUUAAUUUAAUUUCUUUAAAUAGUAAGAAAAGUCAGUCUCUUUGUUUUCUUAGCCAUUUGAUCUUUUUUUUUUUUCUUUUUCAUGUCUCAUCUCCCAGAUGUUCAAGCUCCCUGCUUGAAACAACUAUAAACAGAAAGGGAAAAAGAAGACUCCACUACAGUUACAAAAUUAGAGAGGGAAGGACUGGGGUGGGGAGAGUAAAAAUUACAAGAGGCUGAGAAGGGUUGCCUCAGAUCCAGGAAACUCUUUAAACUUUCUAGGGUUUUCUUGUGAUUCUUGAGACAUCAACUUUCUUGAGUUCUUUUUCAUGACCUUUUUUUUUUCUUCUCCAAGCCUUUCUUUUUGUGUUUGAGGAUAAAGGGUUGGUUUUAAAUUUGAUCUAAUUGUGGAUGUCUUAAAGUUAUUAUUAUUAUUAUUAUUAUUAUUAUUAUUAUUGGUUUGUGUGGAUAUUAAGUUGUUUCUCUGGUUCUCUGUUAUAACUGUAGUUAAUGGAGGUAGAUAAAGAAGAGUCCAGAGAAGAAGUUGAAAAAUGCAUAAUCAAGGUCUAAAGUAACUAUUUUUGCGUAGUAAUUUCCACGAAUGGAAGUUUGGAUACACUUGUAGUUGACCAGAUCUGACCAACCCAUUUCCCUUUCACUACCUUUUUUACUGACCCAUAAGUUGCAAACCCUGAAUUUGCAUCCUUUUUUUUGGACACCUUUUAGUUAAACAAAGCAUGGGAAAUGGUCUGUUAAAACCCACCAAUCACAUUCCAUUGUCAUUCUUUAUUUCAGAAGAAGGGGAUAGUUUCGUUGAACAAUGACAGGUUGUGUAAUUUUUGAGGGGUUGGAGGGUAACUUUUUGUACUGCUCAGAUAGGGAUUUUGAUGGAGGAGAUGUCUCCGACGGUCACGGUGCCAUUUAGAUUAGGUAAUUCAGUUUGUGAAAGCUCUACCUUUGCUACCCGUAUGGACAUCACAAGACUUAAGCUUAUGGCAAAUCCUGCUGGUAUUUUAACUGAUUCUACAACGAAGGCUACUAACCAAUCAGUUACUGGUGAAGAUGUGGAUUGUAAGUGGGCUGAUAUGGAGACUGAAGAAAGUGGUGUAGAGGUUCCACUGACAGAAGAGGUCAAGGGAGAAGGAGCUACCUCCUUGGAUAUGAUAUCUGAUAGUAAUGUUGGUUGGAUUGCUAGUAAUGAUGUUAUAGCUCAAGAAAGCGAGGAGGAUUCUUUUACUUUGGAAGGUGUUCAUGCUUUUGAUCUUGAUAGCUUUUGUUCACUAUCAGUGGCAAGUGAGACUAGUAGUCUUUAUGGAGAGGAUUUCCUGGGUUUUGAUGCUACCUCUGAGGUAGGAACACCGAGCUCUGUGGACAACGAGAAAAGCAUUUGCGGUGUAGAUAUUAUUGCAAAGGCCACCAAGUUUGUGGAGUUAAACGUUGAAACAGAUGUUGCAAGUGAUCCCCUUGCUGCGGCAGUAAGCCUUGAGGAAGAGAUUGGAGAGGGGUCUGAACAGAAGCCAUCUGCAGUGCUUCUUCAAUUGGCUCUUGAAAAGGAACCAAGUACAACAGUUCCGGUUCCACGCAGUGUAUUUGAGGUGGAGUAUGUGCCUCUUUGGGGAUUUACCUCUAUAUGCGGAAGGAGACCUGAGAUGGAAGAUGCAGUUGCUGCUGUGCCUCGGCUUUUAAAGGUUCCAAUUGACAUGCUAAUUGGUGAUCGGAUCCUUGAUGGCCUUAGCAGGGGCUUUGCUCAUCAGACUGUUCACUUCUUUGGGGUCUAUGAUGGUCAUGGAGGCUCACAGGUUGCAAAUUACUGUCGUGAGCGUAUUCACUCUGCCUUGGCUGAGGAAAUAGAGUUUGCUAAGGAAUGCAGGAGUAAUGAAAGCAUAACUGAUAGUUGUCAAGAUCUGUGGAAAAAGGCAUUUAGAAAUUGUUUUGUUAAAGUUGAUGCUGAGGUUGGUGGACAACCUAGUCAGGACCCUCUUGCCCCAGAAACAGUUGGUUCUACUGCUGUUGUUACCCUUAUUUGUUCUUCCCAUAUUAUUGUAGCAAACUGUGGAGAUUCAAGAGCUGUCCUAUGUCGUGGGAAAGAGCCCAUGGCUUUGUCUGUGGAUCAUAAACCAAAUCGAGAAGAUGAAUAUGAAAGGAUUGAAGCAGCCGGAGGCAAGGUUAUCCAAUGGAACGGGCAUCGAGUUUUUGGUGUUCUUGCAAUGUCAAGGUCCAUUGGUGAUAGAUAUUUGAAGCCAUGGAUCAUUCCAGAGCCAGAAGUGAUGUUUGUUCCAAGGGUGAAAGAAGAUGAAUGCCUCAUUUUGGCCAGUGAUGGUCUAUGGGAUGUUAUGACAAAUGAAGAAGCAUGUGACCUGGCUCGGAGACGAAUGCUUCAAUGGCACAAAAAGAAUGGUGCUACACUGACUUCAGAAAGGGGUGAGACAAUUGAUCCUGCUGCCCAAGCUGCAGCAGAAUACCUUUCAAACCGAGCUCUCCAAAAAGGAAGCAAGGACAACAUUACAGUACUUGUGGUGGAUCUGAAAGCUCAAAGGAAGUUCAAGAGUAAGACAUGAUGGUCUGUCAACCAUCAUUUGGUCCCCAAUCUUGCCAUAUGACAUAAUUUCAUACGGUUCAAUAUAGUUUUUCCCAUUUGUU